CCUCUCUCUCUUAUUUUUAAUAUAUAAAAAAAAAAGAAAAUGAAAAUAAUCACAAAUAAAAAAUAAUUCGCUUUUUUUACUCUUUUAUGAUGUUUAUAGAACUCAUACCAGAAAGGAUCAUUGUAGGAUGCGUGGUUGUGCUCAUUACGUAUUUGCAAUUGACUACGAAUUUUUAUAUUUUGGGCCCUGCUUUUGGAGGCUGGACAAGCCUACAUACGCAAAAGAUAUUAGCCCCUAUGAAUCUGUUCCUCAUUUCACUCUAUGUAAACUAUUACUUUGCUUGUACAAUAAAACCAGGCUAUACACCUGAAGGAUGGGAACCUCCUCAUGCCAUCAUUGAAUCGAUAGACGAUGAUUUAUUAAAGAGUGGCAUCACAGGUCUUCGUUAUUGCAAGACAUGUGAGCACUACAAACCUCCUCGAGCCCAUCAUUGUCGUCAUUGUGGUCAAUGUGUCUUACGUAUGGAUCAUCACUGCCCUUGGAUUGGCAACUGUGUAGGUUUUGCCAACUAUAGUUACUUUGUUCGGUUCGUGUUUUCUGUCAUGAUCUGUUGUUCCUAUGGCUGUUUCUUGCUACUCUGGCGAUUACAGCGUAUAUUUGAAGCAAGACAAAAUCCUUGGAUAAUCCACCCUUCUAUGCUUGAACUAGUGAUAGUUGUGUUCAAUAUCAUCUUGAUCUUUUUUGUUCUUUUACUUGUGGGUGUCUUGGCUGUUUAUCAUGUCUAUUGCCUAUUGAAAGGACAAACAACGAUUGAAGGAUCUGAAAGAACCAAGACAACACAAUUAAUACGCCGCCAAAAGAUAGAUGCUGUUGAAUUUCCUUUUGACAUAGGCUACUAUCAAAAUAUCUGUUCUGUCUUGGGUAGCAAUCCCAUCUUUUGGAUGUGGCCACAAGGUACACCAGGCAAUGGUCUACAAUACGCUGUGAAACCAAAUACAGAUCCUAGAGUAGUCUAUGGUUGGCCUCCCCGUGAUCCUAAAGAACUCGAUCCCUAUAGCCAAACGGAAGAAACAACAACAAAACUCGUACGCCGUGAUUCAGAAGGCUAUCUUGUAAGAGAAAUUACUAUGGAAGAUAGAAUGCAUAUGUUGCAUCAUCACUUGGAAGAUCAAGGUUUUAUUGAGGCCUAUUCUGAUGAUGAAGAAUUCGACAAGAAAAACAAGUGAUACAAAAGUUUUUAUUUGGUUUAAGCCAAUCAUCUC
This is a messenger RNA of Gilbertella persicaria, 1202 nucleotides long. Its product is annotated as DHHC palmitoyltransferase-domain-containing protein. Lineage: Eukaryota; Fungi; Mucoromycota; Mucoromycetes; Mucorales; Choanephoraceae. The record is from RefSeq and is a predicted model, not a curated record. The coding region runs from base 87 to 1166 and encodes 359 amino acids. Gene Ontology annotation, molecular function: palmitoyltransferase activity. The transcript has 5 exons.